AUGCCUUCUCCACGCCGAGUACGCCUACUGAUCCUGGCGACAAUCGGCACCUUCAUCUUCAUUCUCUUCUACACCUCUGGUUUUGACGGUCACCACGAUGCUGAAACAUCCACCGGCCAAGAAUUCAUCAAGAAGACCCAAAAUGCCAUGAGCGCAAACGAGAUGCCUGCUCCCAUCGUGGACUUUGCCACUGGCGAGAAGGCUGGAUCAGCCCACAGCGACAAGGACGGAGACGGUGAUAUCGACGAGGAAGACAAAAAGAUGGCCGAAGAGAUGCAACAACGUCUCAAGGCUGCUGAGGCAGAAGCCAAGGGCAAGGCGAACGAGAAGGGUGGUCUGCGACCGGACCCCCCUAAGAAAGUCGUGGGCGUCGGAAGUUCUGCCGAGGGACAGAACAAGGACAAGAUUGUCAAGCCGGCCGCUGGAGAGAAGGGCGCUGCUGCUGCUCCCGAUGCUGCUGCCGCUGACAAGAAGCCCGUGACAGAGACAAGGACCAAGGAGGAACUCGAGGCUCGCGCAGAGCUUGAUUCAAUCCUCAAGAAGUCACCUGUUAUCAUCUUCUCCAAAACCUAUUGUCCCCACUCGAAACGAGCCAAGGCCAUUUUGAUUGAAAAGUACGCCAUCACUCCCGAGCCGUACAUUGUCGAACUCGACGUCCACCCUCAAGGCUCAGCCCUGCAAGACCAACUACUCGAGACGACUGGACGAAGGACUGUGCCUAAUGUCAUGGUCAACGGCGUGAGCUUGGGAGGCGCCGACGACAUAACUGAGAUGGAUCACGCAGGCAAUCUCGUAGGCAAGAUUGUCGACCUCGGAAACAAGCGCGUAGAGGUUACGGCACGAACCAAGUAA
Molecule: messenger RNA, 852 nt
Organism: Fusarium graminearum PH-1
Lineage: Eukaryota; Fungi; Ascomycota; Sordariomycetes; Hypocreales; Nectriaceae
Exons: 2
Coding region: 1-852 (283 amino acids)
Biological process (GO): cellular response to oxidative stress
Cellular component (GO): cytoplasm; cis-Golgi network; fungal-type vacuole
Molecular function (GO): glutathione disulfide oxidoreductase activity
Source: RefSeq, a predicted model, not a curated record